CUCUCCUUUCUCUCAUUUGCCCCUCUGUGCAGCCAUGGGUCGGGUAACAAUCCUGCAGCUGGGGGUUCUGUUGGCGUUCCUGACUGGAACCAGCUUAGCAGCUCCGCAGGGCAAUCAGUUUGUUACAGUCUUCAUGCAAAACUACCAGUUAUCCUACAGCAGCGCCAAGUUCCAGCUCUUCAUUACCGGCUACGAACCUUCUACUAAAGUCACGGUGUGGAUGAACAAGUCUAGCUACAAGCAGGAGUUAUUAGUCAACGAGCGCACCACCUUCAAGGUUCAAAUACCUUCAAGCGCCGAGCUGCCGGGGACAAGUAAAACCUCCAAUGUGGUCAUCGUCACGGCCGACAAGCCCGUCUCGGUGCUCUCCAUCAACUUCAAGAUGCAAAGUGCCGACUCGAGUAUUGUAUCCCCAGUGCAAGACCUGGGAACUGAGUACUACGUGGUGACCCCUCAAGACGGCCCUCCCGAUGGAUUCAAAGAAUUCUCAGUCGUUAGCUGUGAUCAGCCCACCAAUGUUGACAUCUUCCUCAAAGGACAAGUCGUCUUCCAGGACAAAAUGUAUCCGGCUGGCAGUAAACUCUCUGUAAUGCUUGAACCCUAUGCUGCUCUUCAGCUCCAAAGCAGAGAUGAUCUGUCAGGAACCAGAGUGGUGUCUCAAAAACCAGUGGCUCUUCUGAGCGGCCACACCUGCGCCUGGAAGAACACCAAAUGUAACCACGUCUACGAGCAGUUUGCCCCAGUCGCCAGCUGGGGGAAAUCCUACAUCGUGCCCCCUAUUACUUUCCAGACCAAGAGUGACAUUGCCUACGUUGUGGCUUCUCAGAACACGAAGGUUGACUAUGUCGUUGAAUCCAAACUAACGUCCGUGACUUUAACUGAGGGUCAAGUGGUGCAGUUGGAGGUUCCGGCUCAAACGCCGCUUUCUAUCACAGCCAGUGCUGGAAUUCAAGUCAUUUACUACUGUACAGGGUGGACGGACAGAACUGCCACCCAGUACGACACCAUCCUGAUGGCUAUCCCUCCAAUAACCAAUUAUUGCACCUCUUUCUACGUCUACGGUCAAGAUGAUUUUGACAACUAUGGCACUUUCGUGGCUAAGACUUCAGACAUCUCCAAGGUGACCUACAACAAAUCGCCUAUCCAGGGCUUGACGUGGAAGAACAUUCCUGGCACUGACUAUUCCUGGACAACUCAAACCUUUGGCAAAGGUUUCUCCUCACAACUUUUGGAGAAUCCAUCGUCCCCCUUCAUGAUUCUAUCUUAUGGACUCACUAAAUUGAACAAUUACGGAUCUCCAGCUACGUGCAUCAAUAGCGUUGCCGUGGCGUCUUGUGAAACCACAAAAUGUAGAUCUAAGGAAAAGUGCCAAAUGACCAACGGGAAGCCAGUUUGCAUUCCAACCUCCGAGUCUCUAUGCUGGGCAGUUGGAGACCCCCAUUUUCGCACCUUUGAUGGCCGCUUUUAUGACUUCCAGGGCACUUGCACUUACACCAUCGCCAAGACCUCUGGAAGCGACAGCAGUCUCCCGGUUUUCAACAUCGAAGCCAAGAAUGAGAAUCGAGGCAACACCCGAGUGGCCUAUGUCAGCUUUGUUACUGUCCAAGUGUAUGGAUUCACCAUGUCUUUAGUGAGAUACGAAAAUGGAUUUGUUAGGGUGAAUGACCAGCGUCAGCGUCUUCCCAUGAAUCUAAACGAUGGCCAGGUCAGGUUGUACCAGUCUGGAUCUAUGGUUGUCAUUGAAACAGAUUUUUCCAUGAAAGUGUAUUAUGACUGGAACUCCAUCCUCAAAGUGUCCAUCUCCAGCAGCUUCUAUGAAAGCGUUUCCGGUAUGUGUGGUAAUUAUAACGGAAACCCCGGCGAUGACUUGGUCACACCAGCAGGAACGCAAGCUCCAAACUUGGUCGACUUUGGUAAGAGCUGGAAAGUCGAGGACGGAGACCGGUUCUGCUGGCACAACUGCAAUGGGGAAUGCAAGACGUGUUCCCUCGACCUCCAGAAACAAUACGCGAGCGAGCAAACCUGCGGACUUCUUUCCAAGGCCGAUGGCCCCUUCCGCCAGUGCCACGGAUCCGUUGAUCCAAAAGUCUACGUGGACAACUGUGUAUAUGAUUUAUGCAUGAACGGCGGAUCCAAGCAGAUUCUGUGCCAAAGUAUAAAGAGCUACGCCGAUGCUUGCCAGAGGAACAAAAUUCAGAUUGCAGAAUGGAGGCAACCCUCUGGCUGCCCCAUGCAGUGCCCUGAGAACAGCCAGUACAAGCUGUGCAGUAAAGGAUGCCCUUCCACCUGUAAUGACGACGCAACCCCGUCCACUUGUUCUGAGUCUUGCGUGGAGGGCUGUGAGUGCAAGGAUGGGUAUGUUUUGGAUGAAGGUAAAUGCAUCCCCAAAUCAAGCUGUGGUUGCAUCUAUGAGGGAAGACUGUACGCCGCCAACGAAAAGUUCUGGGCUGACAACAAAUGUGAAAACCAGUGCACGUGCAACCCCUCCACCAGGAAGGUCGAAUGCAAAAUCAACCGUUGCAAGUCUUCCGAGAAGUGCGGAGUGGUCAACGGGAUUCAGAACUGUUACCCACUUAGCUACGGUACCUGCACAGCUUCUGGGGAUCCCCAUUAUGUCUCCUUUGAUGGGGUCAGGUAUGAUUUCCAAGGUACGUGCAUCUACCAGUUAGCAGGACUCUGCAAGAAGACAGAAGGUCUGGUGGACUUCACGGUCAAUGUUCAAAAUGAAAACAGAGGCAGCAAAGUGGUGGCUUAUACAUCGGCAGUGAACGUGACGCUCUGUAACCUCCAAAUUGGGAUUACCCGGCAGUACAAAGACCGAAUUCUGGUAAAUCAAGUUCUAACCAACCUCCCAUACAGUGUUGAAAAUGGCAAGCUGUCGAUCUACAAGCAGGGCUUCAAUGCCAUCCUUCAGACCAGCUUUGGUUUACGAGUCGUCUACAACUGGGACAGCUACGUCGAAGUCAAGAUUCCAAGCACUUACACAGGCGCGGUGUGUGGUCUUUGUGGCAAUUACGAUGGUGACAAAAACAACGACUUUACCAUGAAAAACAACCAAGUUGUCACCAAGCCACUUCUAUUUGGAAACAGCUGGAAGGUCCAGAACGUACCUGGCUGUUACGAGGAGGAUAAGGGAGACUGCUCCAACUUGGCGGAACUGGAACUCCGCCACCGAGCCAGCAAGGAGAGUUGCGGCAUGCUAAUAGAUAAGAGCGGACCUUUCCGCGAUUGUCACGCCAAGGUAGAUCCACAAGGCGCGUUCAAAGACUGUGUGUACGAUUCCUGCUUCUAUGCUGGGCGCCAAGACAUUCUGUGCAAGGUCAUAGCUGGUUAUGCUGCUGCUUGCCAACGUGCCGGACUCAACAUUGAGCCCUGGAGAUCUGCAAAGUUCUGCAGCCCCGUUUGUGGUAAGAACAGCCAUUAUGAAGUAUGUGCCUCAGCCUGCCCCUCAACGUGUCUUGCCCUAGCCCCUCCCAUGGGAUGCAGCGGCGAAUGCUCAGAGGGCUGUGAAUGUGACGAUGGCUUUAUUCUCAGUGGUGGAGACUGUGUCCCGAUUUCCCAGUGCGGCUGCAAUUACAACGGGCAGUACUACAAAUCCGGUGAGGUUUUCUAUCCCAAUGGAAUGUGCAGCCAGCAGUGCUCAUGUACCCAAAGUGGGGCAGUUGAGUGCAAAGCGUUCGCCUGUGGCCCCAAUGAAGUAUGCAAAGUGGUUGAUGGAAUCCAAAAAUGCCAACCCGUUGGGUUUGGUACCUGCUCUGCUGCUGGAGACCCGCACUACAUGUCCUUGGAUGGCCUGGCAUUCGAUUUCCAAGGCACUUGCACCUACACGCUCACCAAGAGCAUCACGAGCAAUGCCAACUUGGUUCCUUUUGCCGUUAAUGUUAAGAAUGAAAAAUAUGGCGAUGGAAAAGUUGCGGUGACCAAACUAGUGUCCCUGGAAGUCUAUGGCUACACCCUUAUCCUUCAAUAUAAUACGCAAGGUCGCAUUCUGGUAAAUAAUGUCCUCUACAAUCUGCCACUAACACUGGAGGAUGGAAAGGUUCGGGCCUACCAGCACGGCAUAAGGACAAACAUAGAAACCGAUUUCGGGGUUAAAGUUAGUUACGAUCUCGUUUACCACGUUAUAGUCACCGUCCCAGGGAAUUACAAAGGCCAAGUGGGUGGUCUUUGCGGUAAUUUCAAUGAUGACAGAAAGGAUGAGUUCCAACUUCCAGACAAGAGGCUGACAGCUGACGCAACGACAUUUGGAUCAUCUUGGAAAGUUCAGAUCCCCGGCGUGUCCUGCGAUGAGGGAUGUGGCGGAAAUGGCAAUCCUUGUCCUGCCUGUGACGCUAAGAAGAAGGAAAUAUUCCAAACAGAUAACUAUUGUGGCUUCCUGAAGAAGAAGGAUGGACCUCUGAGUGCAUGCUAUGGAACCAUCAACCCUGAUACCUACUUCAACAAUUGCCUGUUUGACGUUUGUGCCGGUGCUGGGGAUGGGGAUACCCUUUGUCGCAGUAUUCAGAGCUACGUCGCUGUGUGCCAAGCAGCCGGCAUUGCCAUCCAAUCAUGGAGAUCGGACUCCUUCUGCCCUCUUACUUGCCCAGCCAACAGCAAAUACAAGGUGUGCGCUGAUGUCUGCUCGACAACGUGUGCCGGAGUUACGGACUUCACCAAAUGCCCCACCACCUGUUCCGAAGGCUGCGAGUGUGAUGAUGGUUUCUUCUUUGAUGGGAAGAACUGUGUAUCAAUGGACAACUGUGGUUGCUUUGAAGAUGGCAGAUAUUACAACCUCAACGAAAGAGUCGUAUCCAACGACUGCAGCGAAGUCUGUACCUGUAGCCCAAUGGGAGGCCUCAUCUGUGAAAAGACGGGGUGCACAAGUGAUGAAAUCUGCAAGGUCACGGACGGCAUCGUAAAAUGUGUCAAUAAAGAUCCAUGCAAAUCCAUGAAGUGUAGAACCAAGGAGACCUGCAAGAUUCAAGAUGGAAACGCAGUCUGUGUCCCCGACUAUACUGGUACCUGCUGGGCGUGGGGAGACCCACAUUAUCACACGUACGACGGCUACAACUAUGACUUCCAGGGCACUUGCACCUACAUUCUUUCUAAAUACAUCGGUAACGAUCCUGGACUGGUGCCGUUCACGAUUGAGGAGAAGAAUGAUAACAGAGGAAGCCAGACGGUGGCUUACGUCAGAACGGUCAAUAUCUACAUGUACGGCUACAAGGUUUCCAUCGUGAAGGGUGAAUUCGGCAAAGUUAGGAUCAAUGACGUCGUCGCCAAUCUACCGGUGGCGCUGCUCGAUGGAAAGAUCUCCGUUAGUAUAAGCGGUGCCAAUGCUGUGGUGAAGACCGAUUUUGGCCUUCAAGUGACCUAUGAAUACAACUGGUAUGUGGUAGUCACUCUAUCCAGCAGCUACUAUGGGGCAACUGGCGGCCUCUGUGGAAACUUCAACCAGAAUAGCAACGAUGAAAUGAUCGCAGCGGAUGGUAGCAAAGUGACAGCGAUCGUCGACUGGGCCAAAACCUGGAAGGUCAAUGACAGAGAUCCCUUCUGCUGGGACUUCUGCAGGGGAAACUGCCCGACGUGCGAUGACAGCAAGAAGAGCACUUAUGGUGGUGAACAGUUCUGUGGCCUCAUCAGUAAAGCAGCCAACGGGCCAUUUAGGGAAUGCCACCCCAAAAUUAACCCAGACAAUUUCUUUGACAACUGCCUGUAUGAUGUUUGCAUUAAUGGUGGAGCAAAGCAAUUCCUGUGCCAGGCUCUUACUGCCUACGCCAAUACUUGCAGAAAACAAGGGGCUAAGAUUUACGACUGGAGGACCCCAUCUGGAUGUGCGUUGCCUUGUCCCGAGAACAGCCACUACGAGUUCUGCGGGAACGCUUGCCCCGCCAGCUGCUCGGAUCGCACUGCCCCAUCGCGUUGCACCGACGCCUGCGUGGAGACCUGUCAGUGUAACGAUGGCUUCGUCCUCAGCGCCGACAAAUGCGUUCCGGUCAAAAGCUGCGGCUGCACCUAUAACGGCGCCUACUACAAGGCCGACGAAGAGUUUUGGUCCGACAAUAACUGUCGCGUCCUCUGCAAGUGCGAUGCCAGCUUGGGUUUCGUGGUCUGCACCCCAACGAGCUGCAAAGCAAGUGAGAAGUGUCUCGUUGUGAACGGAGUACGAGGGUGUCAUCCAAUCAGCUUCUCCACCUGCUCGGCUUAUGGCGACCCUCACUACACGACCUUCGAUGGCAGGAGGUUUGACUUCAUGGGCACCUGUGUCUAUCAGUUAGUAGGUGUGACCUCCAGCGAUGCUUCUCUCACUCGCUUCACUGUGAAGGUCCAGAACAAUAACAGAGGCAACAAAGCCGUGUCUUAUACCAAGGUGGUCACCGUGGAGGUUUAUAACAUGGUCCUGACCCUCAGCAUGGACUUCCCACGUCGUAUUCUGGUUGAUGGUGUUGCCACGGCGUUACCUUGGUACGAUGGAACUGAUAGAGUCAGUGCGUAUAUCAGUGGCAACCAGGGCAUAAUUAAGACAGACUUUGAUCUCACAGUGGUCUACGACUGGAGUAGCUACGUAGCCGUGACUGUCCCCAGCACAUACACUAAUGCUGUUAAUGGCUUGUGCGGCAACAACAACAAAAACCCCAACGAUGACCUAACCAUGAAGAAUGGCAAUGCCGCGGGCAAUGCCGUGCAGUUUGGUGAUAGCUGGAAGGUUGGCGAGGUCCCUGGUUGCACCCCCGAGUGUACUUCCAAUUGCCCUCUGUGUUCUGAAGCUCAAAAACAAGAUUACAAGAGUGAAAAGUACUGUGGAAUCAUCACAAAGGCCAACGGCCCAUUCAGCCAAUGUUCAUCCGUCAUUGACCCAACGCCUUUCUUUAACGAUUGUGUUUUCGACGCUUGUCAGUACCGCGGGCACCCGUCAUCGUUUUGCAAUGCCAUCGGCCUCUAUGUAUCUGCCUGCCAGGCUGCUGGGGUACAAAUACAAGAAUGGAGAUCUGCUACUUUCUGUCCUUUAUCGUGUCCUUUGAACAGCCACUAUGAGCUCUGUGGAAAUGGCUGCCCCGUGACCUGCAGUGGUCUUGCCUCACCCACCGGCUGUGUCGCCCCCUGCAAGGAAUCCUGUUCUUGCGACAAUGGCUUCAUCCUGAGUGGUCACAAAUGUGUCCCCAUUGCCAGCUGUGGAUGCGUCUACCAAAACAAAUACUACCAGAGCAACGAAGUGUUCUAUCCCAACGGCCAAUGCAGUGAGAGGUGCCAGUGUGGAGCGAACGGUGUUGCCAACUGCCAGUCUGAAAAAUGUGGACCUAAUGAAGAAUGCACAGUGGUCAAUGGAGUUCGUGGCUGUCAACCCAAAGAGUGCGGUAGAUGUGUGGCUCAAGGAGAUCCACAUUAUAUUUCCUUUGAUGGCCUCACCUUCGACUUCCAAGGCACUUGCACCUACACACUGGCCAAGGUGGUGGAUGACGACUCCAGACUGGUCAAGUUUUCGGUGGGAGUUGAAAAUGAAAGCUACGGAAAUGGCAAUGUGGCAGUAACAAGGCUGGUGGUGGUCUCUGUAUAUGGAUACUCCGUAGCCAUUGAAAGAGGCAUGAAGUGGAAUGCCAAGGUCGAUGGAGAGAUACUCAAACUUCCCCUAAGCCUUGAUGAUGACAGUGUUGUGAUAAACCAAGAAGGGAAUAAUAUUGUGAUCCAGACAGAUUUUGGCUUGAAGGUUCUCUAUGACGCCGUCUACCAUGUUGUUGUCAACGUGCCCAGCUCGUACCGAGGGAAAAUGGGAGGCUUGUGCGGCAAUUUCAACGGGGAUAAAUCCGACGAAUUCCAGCUUCCUAACAAGCAAGUCGUCAAAAAUGUAAAUCAGUUUGGUGCAGCCUGGAAGGUCAGCAUUGCCGGUGCCAAAUGUUACGACGACUGCGGUGACAAGUGUUUUGUGUGUGACCCCCCCAAACUACAACCCUUCAAAGGCACCGCGUCCUGUGGCAUGAUCACCAAUCCAUCAGGUCCAUUUAGAGCCUGCCACUCUAAGAUCAGCCCAACGGAAUACUUUGAUCAUUGCACAUAUGACUCCUGUGCAGCAGAAGGGAAGGAUGAUUUCCUCUGCAAAAGCCUUCAGGCCUACACUGCUGUCUGCCAAACCGUAGGUGUCGCUAUUGAGAAUUGGAGAACGGCUUCUUUCUGCCCUCUGUCUUGCCCAGCCAAUAGCCAUUAUGAACUCUGCACCAGAACUUGCGAUCAAACCUGCACGGGCAUCAGUUCCCCGACCAAGUGCACAACCCGGUGCUUCGAAGGAUGUGAGUGCAACGCCGGCUUUGUGUCUGAUGGAGAGAAAUGCGUCUCUAUGGACAAGUGUGGCUGCACCUUCAAUGGAAGAUACCUGAGUGACAGCGAGUCCUUUAUCACUGGUGACUGCCGCCAGAGAUGCAAGUGUCAGGCAGGGGGAGUCAUUUGUGAAGCUAUUUCAUGUCGUGCCAAGGAACGUUGUGGACUCAAAAAUGGAGUCAGAGGCUGCUACAAGGAGGAAGGAGAGUGCUCCUUGAACCCACAGAACCUUGUGACUUUUGACGGCCUGUCUGGAGGACCUGUUGGGAAUGGUCCCUUGGAGGUGGCUUCCCUUUGCAAAGUUGAUGUGGCUUCAUGGUUCCGAGUCCUUGCAGACAUCCAGACUUGUGGAAAGGGACCCUCGUCCGUUGCUAGGCUACAUAUUUUCAUUCAAAAUUCCCUGGUGACCAUUACUAAGGAUAAAGAAAUCUGGGUUAAUGGACGGUCAUCAUCACUUCCAGCUCGGCUCUCUGGUUUAGAUGUCAGCGUCGUUGAGAAGACCACCCUGGUUCAGAUUGGCACGGACCUUAGGAUAGAGCUGAGCGACAGCGGGGAACUAAAACUCCGCGUGGCUGAGGGAUUGGCCGGCGCUCUAUGCGGAGCUUGUGGCAACUUCAACGAUGUAAGCGCAGAUGAUCUUGUUGGUCCUGGUGGAAAAGUCGUUACAAAUAUUGUGCAGUUUAUUACAUCAUGGACAGCUCGGGACUUCAGCAGCUGCAAUGCCUGAACAGAUGAAAAAAGAUGGCCACACCCUUGUUUCCCUACACGCCAACCCAAAUGCCCACUAUUUUAGAUGACAGAUUGGUUGGUAUCUCCUCCUUUUCUACAGUAUCUCUUGGGAUGACAGAGGAAUGAAACAGAAGGCACAAUGUUAUAGAUAUUGAAAUAUUGUCCUAGAUAUUGCUAUUAAAUGUGAAAAACCAAGUACAAACCAAUAUAACCAGGCUAAAUGAUUUGGUAUGCUCUGGGCAAUGUCUCUAAAAAAUAUAACUCAUUCCUAUAAUCCGGGCAAAUGUAUAUAAAUGUCAUAAAAUUGGUUUUGCACGGCCGCCAUAUAAAAGAAAAAAAAAAAAAAAAGCAUUCAAAUAAAAAUAAUUUCAAAGACCUA
This is a messenger RNA of Xenopus tropicalis (tropical clawed frog), 9397 nucleotides long. RefSeq names its product Fc gamma binding protein (gene fcgbp). The coding region runs from base 35 to 9016 and encodes 2993 amino acids. The record is from RefSeq and is a predicted model, not a curated record. Gene Ontology annotation, cellular component: extracellular region. The transcript has 20 exons. NCBI's taxonomy places the organism in Eukaryota, Metazoa, Chordata, Amphibia, Anura, Pipidae.